Messenger RNA from Prorocentrum cordatum, 690 nucleotides. NCBI's taxonomy places the organism in Eukaryota, Dinophyceae, Prorocentrales, Prorocentraceae. The record is from the annotation of a GenBank genome assembly.
GUCAUCUUUGGGCUCCGGAGGCCUGAACAUUGAGGAAGUUGUGAGCAGUGGUGGGUAUGAGCCUUGGGGCACUCCACAAUACGUGCUCACGGCACUGUGGCGGAUCAAGUCAGUGUCUCGUUUUGCGUGGUCCAGUAUUGCGGAUCCCCCCAGCGGGGGGAAGUUUCUUCCAAUUGGAAGGUUCAAUGCUGCUUGAUGGAGAACAAGGGGUGCCCUACGACGUCUACAUCGCCGUGCCCAAUUGGGGUGGUGCGGAUUGCAACGCUGGUUACAACGACCUCGACCCGCUGCAGUGGGUGCGCGGCUGGUCGGGCGCGAAGAAGCUCUACUGCUGCAAGACCGCGAACAAGGGGUGCCCCUCGGAGCUGCCGCCCCCGUCGGGCAAGCCGCCCUCGGGCCUGCCGCCCGCCCCGGAUUCCAGCGAGUACGACUGCGACGCGGGGUACCACCACUGCAUGCACUGCCUGAAGCUGUCCUGGUCCCCCCGGAAGAUCGACUACUGCUGCAGGACGCAGCACAGGGGCUGCCAGGGCGAGGAGCCGGAGUGAGAGCGGGUCCGCGAGGCGCGAGCGACCGCGAAAAUCUGCUUAUGUCGUGGUCCCGUCGCAGUCUCUGCGACCCGUCACGGGGGCGUCGUCUUUUUCACGGCGCCUGGCCUCGGGGAUCCCCUCGGGCCGCGUCUGAGUAGCA